AUGGAAGACACAUACAAAGACAGGACUUCAUUAGUGAAAGGGGCUAAGGACAUUGCCAAGGAGGUGAAGAGACAAACUGUAAAGAAGGUGAAUAAAACGGUAGACAAAGUUCAGGAUGGGUAUACGCAGAGAUCCUACAAACAAUUCAAGGAUGAGGAAGAUGAUGAAGACUACUAUACACAAGGAGGAAAUUAUGAUGGAGAAGCCAAUGAUGAUGAAGGGUCAAGUGAAGCAACUGAAGGGCAUGAUGAAGAUGAUGAGAUUUACGAGGGGGAAUAUCAGGGAAUCCCAAACAUAGGGCAAGGCAAGGAUGGCAUAGUGGCCCUGCAGCAGCCCAUCCAUGAUGAAUAUAAGGACCGUCAUGAACUGGAAACAGAAAGGAAAGCUGAUGAGGAGGAGCUAGCGCAGCAGUAUGAGCUGAUUAUACAAGAGUGUGGACAUGGCCGUUUUCAGUGGGCCCUCUUCUUUGUUCUUGGAAUGGCACUAAUGGCUGAUGGGGUAGAGGUUUUUGUGGUUGGAUUUGUGUUGCCCAGUGCUGAGACAGACAUGUGCAUACCCAAUUCUGGAUCAGGAUGGCUAGGUAGCAUAGUGUACCUUGGGAUGAUGUUGGGGGCAUUCUUCUGGGGAGGCUUGGCAGACAAGGUGGGAAGGAGGCAGUCUCUCCUGAUAUGCAUGUCUGUCAAUGGAUUCUUUGCCUUCCUGUCAUCAUUUGUCCAGGGCUAUGGCCUCUUUCUCUUCUGUCGCUUAUUUUCUGGAUUUGGGAUUGGUGGAGCUGUUCCAACAGUGUUCUCGUAUUUUUCUGAAGUUCUUGCUCGAGAGAAGCGUGGUGAACACUUAAGUUGGCUGUGCAUGUUUUGGAUGAUUGGAGGCAUCUAUGCUUCUGCCAUGGCUUGGGCAAUAAUUCCUCACUAUGGGUGGAGUUUUAGUAUGGGGUCUGCCUACCAGUUUCACAGCUGGAGAGUAUUUGUAGUCGUCUGUGCACUGCCCUGUGUCUCCUCAGUAGUAGCACUCACUUUCAUGCCAGAAAGUCCAAGGUUUCUGCUGGAGGUUGGAAAACACGAUGAAGCUUGGAUGAUUCUCAAGCAAAUUCAUGACACUAACAUGCGAGCUCGUGGGCAGCCUGAAAAAGUCUUCACAGUUAACAGAAUAAAAACUCCCAAACAGAUAGAUGAGCUCAUAGAAAUUCAGAGCGACACAGGAACCUGGUACAGAAGGUGUUUUGUUAGAAUCCGCACAGAGCUAUAUGGGAUUUGGUUAACAUUUAUGAGAUGUUUCAACUAUCCAGUCAAGGACAAUACAAUCAAACUUACAGUUGUAUGGUUCACGCUGUCUUUUGGCUACUAUGGGUUGUCCGUCUGGUUCCCUGAUGUCAUUAAACAUCUGCAAUCGGACGAAUAUGCAUCCAAAGUGAAACAUUUUAACGGAGAGAGAAUUGUAGAUUUCAACUUCAACUUCACAUUGGAAAAUCAGAUUCACAUGAAUGGAUCAUACAUCAAUGACAGGUUUAUUAUGAUGAAGUUUAAAUCAGUAACCUUUGAAGAUUCCCUUUUUAAGAAUUGCUUAUUUGAGGACAUUACUUCUGUGAGCACAUACUUCAGGAACUGUACUUUUGUGGACACCAACUUCUCCAGCACAGAUCUUGAGCAAUAUAAAUUCAUUGACACUGAAUUUAUAAACUGCAUAUUUAAGCACAACAAGACAGGAUGUCAGAUUACCUUUGAUGAUGACUACAGUGCUUAUUGGAUUUACUUUGUUAAUUUCCUGGGAACUUUGGCUGUGUUACCAGGGAAUAUUGUAUCUGCUCUUCUGAUGGACAGAAUUGGACGUUUAACGAUGUUAGGUGGUUCUAUGGUACUCUCUGGAAUUAGCUGUUUUUUCUUGUGGUUUGGUACCAGUGAAUCCAUGAUGAUAGGCAUGCUGUGUUUGUACAAUGGUCUCACCAUCUCAGCAUGGAACUCCCUUGAUGUCAUUACUGUGGAACUGUAUCCUACAGACAGAAGGGCAACAGGCUUCGGCUUUUUGAACGCACUAUGCAAAGCAGCAGCUGUACUUGGAAACUUAAUAUUUGGUUCCCUUGUUGGCAUCACCAAAGCAAUCCCCAUUCUUCUAGCUUCAACUGUUCUAGUGUGUGGAGGUCUGGUGGGACUUCGACUUCCUGACACAAGAACCCAGGUGUUGAUGUAA
Emys orbicularis (European pond turtle) is the source of this 2184-nucleotide messenger RNA. It is a transcript of the gene SV2C, whose product is annotated as synaptic vesicle glycoprotein 2C. The record is from RefSeq and is a predicted model, not a curated record. Gene Ontology annotation, cellular component: synaptic vesicle membrane. Gene Ontology annotation, molecular function: transmembrane transporter activity. Gene Ontology annotation, biological process: transmembrane transport; chemical synaptic transmission. NCBI's taxonomy places the organism in Eukaryota, Metazoa, Chordata, Testudines, Emydidae. The transcript has 12 exons. Bases 1 to 2184 code for a protein of 727 amino acids.